AUGGCGCACGCUGGAGAACAGGGUAUGAUAACCCGGGAGAUAGCGCAUGCGAAGUACAUCCACCAUAAGCUGUCGCAGAGGGGCUACGGGGAUGCCGGGGACGCGGGCGCCGCGGUUCCCGCCGCCCCCUGCGCCGGGCAUCUUCUUCCCAGCCCGGCGCACCCCGUGCCCGCCAGACCUCCCGCUGCUGCCCCCCCGGUCGCCCCCGCCGCCGCCGCCGCCGCCGGUGGUCUGGUGCUUCAGUCUUCUGUGCCACCUGUGGUCCACCUGACCCUGCGCCAGGCCGACGAUGACUUCUCCCGUCGCUACCGCCGCGACUUCGCGGAGAUGUCCAGCCAGCUGCACCUGACACCCUUUACCGCAAGGGGACGCUUUGCCACGGUGGUGGAGGAGCUCUUCAGGGAUGGAGUGAACUGGGGGAGGAUUGUGGCCUUCUUUGAGUUCGGUGGGGUCAUGUGUGUGGAGAGCGUCAACCGAGAGAUGUCGCCCCUGGAGGACAACAUCGCCCUGUGGAUGACUGAGUACCUGAACCGGCACCUGCACACCUGGAUCCAAGACAACGGAGGCUGGGAUGCCUUUGUGGAACUGUACGGCCCCAGCAUGCAGCCUCUGUUUGAUUUCUCCUGGCUGUCCCUGAAGGCCCUGCUCAGUCUGGCCCUGGUGGGGGCUUGCAUCACCCUGGGUGCCUAUCUGGGCCACAAGUGA
This is a messenger RNA of Puma concolor (puma), 705 nucleotides long. RefSeq names its product BCL2 apoptosis regulator (gene BCL2). Lineage: Eukaryota; Metazoa; Chordata; Mammalia; Carnivora; Felidae. Gene Ontology annotation, molecular function: BH domain binding. The record is from RefSeq and is a predicted model, not a curated record. Gene Ontology annotation, cellular component: mitochondrial outer membrane. Gene Ontology annotation, biological process: intrinsic apoptotic signaling pathway in response to DNA damage; extrinsic apoptotic signaling pathway in absence of ligand; negative regulation of apoptotic process.